AGGUCAGCGCUGUUUAUGUUCCUCUGAUCUCCGACGCGCGCUCGUCGUGCACGCGCCCCGCACAGGAUGAUCUUGUUACAUUGUAGCGCGCCGUAACUGUGCGUCAUAAAGAGGAAGAGCGUUUGAUCCUGGCGAAUAGAACGUUUUUAAACUUUUCAUCGGAUAGCUUGUAAUUCUUCGGCUGCUCGGGAACGUUCGGAGCGCGGAAGAGCGAAGCUGAUUUCCGCAGCGGACGCGGGGGGGUUCGGUGUCGGUCCUGACCAUCGAGAUCCCCGUGGAUGACCUCCAGAAGCAUGUAUCCGCACGGAAGACCCCAGGCUCCGCUGGUGUCAGGCCACGCCGGCAUGAAAUUCACAGUCCUGGAAACUCUGGACCAUAUAAAAGAGGAAUUCCAGCUGUUCCAGGCCCAGUAUCACAGUCUGAAGCUGGAAUGUGAGAAGUUGGCGAGUGAGAAAACAGAGAUGCACAGACAUUAUAUCAUGUAUUAUGAAAUGUCUUACGGGCUGAACAUCGAAAUGCAGAAGCAGGCAGAGAUUGUAAAGCGGCUCAGUGCUAUAUGCACUCAGAUCAUUCCACUGCUAUCCCAAGAGCAUCAGCAUCAGGUGGCUCAAGCGGUGGAAAGAUCCAAACAUGUUAGCAUGGCCGAGCUCAACGCUAUCAUAGGGCAGCAGUUCCAGCAUCUAUCCCAUCAUGCCCCGGGCUUCCCUCUGACGCCACACCCCUCAGGUCUGACCCUGGGAGCGGGUGCGAGCCUCAUGGCUCUUCCCGGGGCCUUCCCGUUUCCCCCACACCUGGCGCCUAAAGAUGACCUCACUCAUGCCGAGCCGCUGGACUCCAGAGAUGGAGCUCCAAACAGGAGCGGCAGCGGCUCUCCGGUGGGUCAUCGGUCUGCGGGGCUGCGUCUGAGUCUUCCUCCUCCUCCCUCUUCCUCUUCCUCAUCCUCUCACACCGACAUGGACAAUAAACGGGGCGGCGCGGACCCGAGCGGCACGGGACGAACACGGCGGGAAAGUGGCGGUAAAAAUGAAGACACACUCAGAAGAGACAGCAAUAAAGAGAAAAGUGUGUCCCCCGCAGGAGUCUCUCCCAGAUCGACGGAAGGGAACGGACUGAACAGCUCUCCGGUGCUCCGGAAGAAUCCGUCCAGAGAAGGCUCUUCCUCGCCUCGCUCUCAGCCUCGCUCACCUCUCUGCAAGAGCCCCGCUCAGGAGAAAGUGAGAUCUCCGUCUCCUUCAGCGUCCCAUGAAUCACUCUCUCCUGGCUCUCCAGCACCUCCCCGUCCUCUCUCGUCCUCCGCCCGCGGCCCGUCUCCCGCUCUCAAACACUAGGACCCACUCCAGCCCAUGGAGUGAGACUAGUGAAAGACUGCCGCUACCCCUCCCCAGCCCGCCCUUCCCAGAAUGCACGGGGCCGGUCCCAGAAUGCACCGGGGCAGCCCCAGAGCGCUCGGGCCUGGGCAUCAGGUGCCUUGUCAGGAGCCCUUCAUCUGUCCUCGUGGCCCUUCGAGCCGAACUCUGAGCGAACCGCAUCUGUGUUCUCACAAACAGGGCGUAAUCAGCCAAUCAGCUGUCUGGCAGCUCUGUCAGCCAAUUAGAAAGAAAGCUGAAUAUUCUGCGUGACGGGCAAAUGGAGGCAAGAUACGGGCGUCUCCGUAUCGUCUCCCACGCAGAAAAGGACUGAGAUGCUUUUACUGCCAAUUUUAUGUCGAAACGAGUUCGAAACAGAAGCGCGGAAAACUUCCAGACAAAUGGACACGGAGGCGUUCCUGUUCUUCCUCCCCCAGAGCUUUGAAGUGUGUCGGCGAAGAGCUGGGUUCGCCCCGGAGCCGUCGCGCCGUUUCCCCCUCACCGAAGCAGACUUUAAUAAAACUGUCCUUUUGAGCGCCUAGCGUUAGUUCCGCGCAAGUAUCCGAAGAGAAACGAUGCAGUUUUCGCUUGUAAUAAACAGGCCUCUGUCGCUCACGUAUGAAUGCUCACUUUAUGAUGCUAAACGAAGCAAUGAAGCGCGAGAGCCUGCGCUGUGUCGUGAAUUAAAUCAAAAAGGACGGCGUCGGGGCGCUUUUUAUUCACAACGCAGCACAAUCUCGAGCGCUUUAUUGCGUUUUAAAAUGCUUGAUAUUAAGUACAAGGCGUUUGAUUAAAAUAUCAUUUUGUUAAACAGC
Puntigrus tetrazona (Sumatra barb) is the source of this 2161-nucleotide messenger RNA. It is a transcript of the gene tle2c, whose product is annotated as TLE family member 2, transcriptional corepressor c. NCBI's taxonomy places the organism in Eukaryota, Metazoa, Chordata, Actinopteri, Cypriniformes, Cyprinidae. Gene Ontology annotation, biological process: regulation of DNA-templated transcription; negative regulation of canonical Wnt signaling pathway. Bases 279 to 1328 code for a protein of 349 amino acids. The record is from RefSeq and is a predicted model, not a curated record. The transcript has 14 exons. Gene Ontology annotation, molecular function: transcription corepressor activity; protein binding. Gene Ontology annotation, cellular component: transcription regulator complex; nucleus.